UAUAAAACUUCAUUUUAGUUUUACUUGUGAUUUUUAACUUCAAAAAGUAAGAUGAAAAUUUUUCCCAGUCUGUCAACUUCAUACAUGCAGUAAUAUCUGAUUCCCCUACUCCUGUACUUACAUUCCUCUUUCUGCCUCCUGCCCUUCCCUGUCUCCCUUAUCAGAUAAUGAUUUGCAGAUAUUUUCUCUCAUUCUGUGGGAUUAGUUCUUUUCCUCAGCCCUGGGGACUGAACCCAGGCCCUUGUGCUUGCUAGGCAAGUUGCUCUACCAUUGAGUUAUAUUACCAGCCUCUGCUUUUAUAUAUAUAUAUAAUUUUUAAAGUCUGAGGGUCUGGCUCAGUUGCUCACACAGGCCUCAAACUUGGGAUUCUCCUGCUUUAGCCUCCUGAAUAUCUUAUUUUUGUAAGAGUCCAUCUUUUUUCUUUUGCAUAUGGAUAUCCAAUUUUCUGAGCUGAAAAAAUUUCCUUUCUCCUUUGAAUGAUCUUGGCAUUCUUUUUUUUUUUUUUGGCACAAGGGUACCAGGGAUUGAACUCGGGCGCUUAACAACCAUUGUGAGCCACAUCCCCAGCCCUUUCUUGUAUUUUAUUUAGAGACAGGGUCUCACUGAAUUGCUUAAUGCCUCGCUUUUUGCCGAGGCUGUUUGAACUUGUGAUCCUCCUGCCUCAGCCUCCCAAGCUGCUGGUGUUACAGGCAUGUGCCACCGUGCCUGACUGAUCUUGGCUCUCUUGUUGCAAAUCAUUUGAAGGUGUGAGUGAGAUCUGGCAGCAAGAAGUGUAUAGCAUAGUUGGUCUUUAAACUCUGGUCUAAUUUUGUGGGGACUAAAGAGAUUUUUCUGUGGUUUCAGGUCUCCUCAUAGGUUGUUUUGGAAUCAUGAGAGAUGAAAUUGCAGUAGCAGUUUUCUUUGUCACAAGAUUGGUGAAGGAACAUGAAAAACUGAGUAAACAGCAAAUAGAAAAAUUUGCAGAAAAGCUGAUGAUAAUCUUGUUUGAAACAUACAGAGGUCACUGGCACCCUGGUUGCCCUUCCAAAGGGCAAGCCUUCAGGUGUAUCAGGAUAAACAAUCAGAAUAAAGACCCCAUUUUAGAAAGGGCUUGUGCUGAGAGUAAUGUGAAUUUUUCUCACCUGGGACUUCCAAAGGAGCUGACCCUAUGGGUAGAUCCCUUUGAAGUGUGCUGUAGGUAUGGUGAGAAAAACCAUCCAUUUAUAAUUGCUUCUUUUAAGGGCAGAUGGGAGGAAUGGGAACUGUCCCAACAAAUCAGUUAUGCUGUUAAUAAAGCCACAUUAGACUACUCCUCUGGCACUUCUUCUGAUGAAGAAAGUUGUAGCAAGGAACCCCGGAUCAUUCCUAAAGUCAGCAAUCCGAAGAGUAUCUAUCAGAUGGAAAACUUAAGACAGCCCUUUCAAUCUUGGUUCCACAUCCCCCGCAAAAAGAAUGUGAUGGAUGGGCGCAUAGGCCUCCCAGGGAAUGUGCAUCAUGUCUUGCAUAAGAAUUUUAAGUGUUAUAGGCAGCCUGCUGCUGUGCACCGGGUGGACAGGUACCACUGGAUCAACACAAAACAUUAACAUGGUGGCCAGACGUGUGUUGGGAGAGAGAUCAGAGGAGAGGCUUCAUUUUCUCUAAAAAGAAAGCAAAUUGAAGGUUGAGAGGCCCAUGCAAUAGAAAAAAAAUAAACAACCACAUUAGGGACUGGAUUGUGUGAUGGUGAAUCCUCACACACAGAUCCCAACUCUGUUCUUAGCUGUGCUUUUUAAAAACAUACAUUGGACUUUAUUAAAAUUAAAUACUUUUGUUCAGCAAAAGGUAAUGAAAAAAGAAGCCACGGACUAAGAGAAAAUAUUUGCAAAUCACAUUUUGACCAAGAUUUAUAUCCAGAAAAAAUUUUAAAAAUCCUCAAGAUUCAAAUGAGAAAAUAACCAAAAAACAAAAUGGUCCCAAAUUCUGAACCCCUCACCUAAGAGAUAUAAAAAUGUCAAUAAAGAAGAUGAAAAUUAAGCAGAUAAAAAUUAAAACUACACUGAGAAUUGUAACAUGUACCAUACUGAUUCAGGAUACUGAUAUGUGUAUAUAAGGGCAGGAAGUAUAUGGAAAAUUUCUGUAUUUUCUCUUAGUUGUACUUUUAAUUCUUAGUUUUAUAUGAAGUUUUAUGUAAAACCAGUAAAUAUAUUCAAUAUGGUAUGAAAUGAAGCUAUUGACCUGGAUAAGAGUCAACGAAUUAUGACAAUUGACAGUUUAAAUAAAUGUACUGUUUUAAAUACUUUCAAAUAAAAAAAAAAAAAAAAAAGAAAGAAACUCAUUUGACCAUGUAUAUGGGGGUCUGUUUCUGGUUCCACUGUUAAUCUGAAUCCACAGAAUAUAGUCUAUAUAUAAACUAUAUUAAGACAUAUAGUUUGUAUGUCUGUACUUAUGUUAGAACUACACUGUUUUCAUUGUUGAAACUUUAUAGUAAGUUUUUUAAAAAAAUAUAUUUAUUUUUUAGUUGUAGCUGCACACAAUACCUUUAUUUAUAUGUGGUGCUGAGGAUCGAAACCAUGGCCUUGCACAUGCUAGGCGAGCAUUCUGCCACUGAGCCACCACCCCAGCCCCUUAGUAAGUUUUGAAGUCAGGAAGUAUGAGACUUUCAUUUUGUUUUCAGAAUGAUUUGAUUAUUCAGGGACCCUUGAGAUUUCAUAUAAAUUUGAGGAUAGAUUUUUUGUUUCUGCAAAAAUUGUUGAGAUUUGGGAAGGAAUUGCAUUAAACCUAUAGAUCACUUUGACUAGUAUUGACAUCUUAAUGAUAUUAAGUCUUCUGAACCAUAAACAUGAGAUGUCUCUCUGUUUAUUUGUGUCUUUAAUUUCUUUCAGCAGUGCUUUGUAGUUUUCAGUGUAUGUCUUUUAGCUAUUUGGUUAAGUUUAUUACUAAGUAUUUUAUUCUUUUUGAUGUUAGUGUAACUGAAAUUUUUAAAAAAUAUUUUUUUAAAAUUUUAAAAAUAUUUAAUAAUGCUCAUUAUUAAAAUAACUGAUUUUUUUAAACA
Messenger RNA from Marmota monax (woodchuck), 3010 nucleotides. Its product is annotated as protein BTG4-like. Gene Ontology annotation, cellular component: cytoplasm; nucleus. The coding region runs from base 870 to 1562 and encodes 230 amino acids. The record is from RefSeq and is a predicted model, not a curated record. The transcript has a single exon. Gene Ontology annotation, biological process: negative regulation of mitotic cell cycle; negative regulation of cell population proliferation. NCBI's taxonomy places the organism in Eukaryota, Metazoa, Chordata, Mammalia, Rodentia, Sciuridae.